Molecule: messenger RNA, 12358 nt
Organism: Mangifera indica (mango)
Lineage: Eukaryota; Viridiplantae; Streptophyta; Magnoliopsida; Sapindales; Anacardiaceae
Exons: 15
Coding region: 184-11604 (3806 amino acids)
Biological process (GO): phosphorylation; nuclear-transcribed mRNA catabolic process, nonsense-mediated decay
Cellular component (GO): nucleus
Molecular function (GO): protein binding; protein serine/threonine kinase activity
Source: RefSeq, a predicted model, not a curated record
AGAAAAAACAUAAUUAAAAAAAAAAAAAGAAAAGCGAAAGCGCUCGUAAGAACGCCAUUCGUCAAACUUGCUUUCCGGCGACAGAUUUCAAAAAGGAAGUGUUAUGCGAGAGAGAAAGAAAAGAAGUGAAUUAGACAAGAUUAGAGGAAAGAAUUUGAAAGCAAGAGAUGCGAAACCAACACAAUGAUGCAAGGACUCCAUCACCAGCAACAACAACUAGCAGCGCUACUCUCCGUCGCUCUUUCCAAGGACGACUCCACUUCUUCUGCGACAAUAACUACGACAGCAACAGUAACAGCCACAACAACCGCAACGGUAGCUUCAUUAGCAACAACAACAACCACCACGCCCAGUGGCGGCUCCAAUUCAGUAGACGAGGACUCGGCUCGGCUUGGCGCCAUCACCUCACUCCACCGCUUGGUUCUCUAUCCUCCUAACUCUGUUCUCAUCACUCACUCCGCUUCCUUCCUCUCACAAGGCUUCUCUCAGCUUCUAACCGACAAGUCAUAUGCAGUGAGGCAGUCUGCAGCAGUUGCUUAUGGUGCACUCUGUGCUGUGGUGUGUUCAAUCCCUAUAGGAUCAAAUGGUCGGCAGAACCAUGUUAUGCUUGGCAGUAUGGUGGAUCGGUUCAUUGGUUGGGCUUUGCCAUUGCUUAGCAAUGUCAGUGCUGGAGAUGGGACCACAGAACUGGCUUUGGAAGGAUUACGUGAGUUUCUUAGUAUUGGGGAUGUUGGUGGGAUUGAGAGAUAUGCUUUACCAAUCCUCAAAUCAUGCCAGGAACUUCUUGAGGAUGAGAGAACCUCCUUGAGUUUGUUACACCGACUUUUGGGUGUUUUAACUUUGAUUUCGUUGAAGUUUUCUAGAUUCUUCCAACCUCAUUUUUUGGACAUCAUUGAUCUACUUCUUGGGUGGGCAUUGGUACCAGACCUUGCGGAAUCAGAUAGGCGUGUUAUUAUGGACAGUUUCCUGCAAUUUCAAAAGCACUGGGUGGGUAGUUUGCAAUUUUCGCUUGAGCUUCUGUCUAAGUUCUUGGAUGACAUGGAUGUGCUACUUCAGGAUGGUAGUCAUGGGAACCCACAACAAUUUCGACGAUUGCUUGCGCUGCUUUCUUGCUUUUCAACAGUACUGCAGUCCACUGCUUCUGGGUUACUCGAAUUAAAUCUACUUGAACAAAUCAGCGAACCAAUUAGCAAAAUGCUUCCUCGGUUGUUGGGAUAUUUAUCUAUGGUUGGAAGGAAGUUUGGUUGGUCACUGUGGAUUGGGGAUUCGUGGAAGUGCUUGACUCUCUUGGCAGAAAUAUUAUGUGAAAGGUUUUCCACCUUUUAUCCACUUGCGGUUGAUGUUCUGUUUGAAAGUUUGCAGCCCCUCGGAGCUGCGAAGAUUACCUCUUUUCAAGUUCAUGGGGUUUUGAAAACCAAUCUUCAGCUAUUAUCUCUGCAGAAAUUUGGUCUUCUUCCAUCAUCUGUGCAAAAAUUGCUUCAAUUUGAUGAACCGAUAUCUCAGCUACGUUUGCAUCCAAAUCACUUAAUAACAGGGAGUUCUGCUGCUACUUAUAUUUUCUUGCUUCAACAUGCUAAUGAUGAAGUUGUUCAACAAGCAGUAAGCUCAUUGAUUGAAGAGCUGCAGUUGUUGAAGGGCCUGCUUGGAAAAACUUUUGGUCAUGGUGAUGAGGUGGAUAGUGCCACAGAUUUUAAACCCUAUUCAAAACUUGAGUUGUUUGCAUUUAUUAAAUUUGACUUGAAAGUUCUGUUAACCUGUGUUUUCGUUGGUGGGGAUAUCAGUUUGAUUGGUCAACCAGAUGUUGCUGCCAUAUAUCUAAAACGGUCAGAAAAAUUGGGAGACUUUAUUAUGGAGAAACUAAAUCCCUUUGAAUCGACUAUUCAGGAAUCUGUGGAAUUGCAAGUCAGCAUUAUCAAAGCAUUGGAGAGGCUAACUGCAGUUGAAUUCUUGAGCAAUAUUUCCUUAUUAAAACAGAGUAGCAAUAAAGCUUCUGUGGAUGGUGCUUUCGAGAAGGACCAAAAUGGUAGUGGUUUCAGGGAUAGGUUUUCAGCUGUGAUUGUUGAUCAUAUGAGGAAGAACAAAGAGCUCGUGGUGAAAGCUCUCUAUUUUUCUUCUCCCCUUGCAGUUAAAGUAGCAGCUCUUGAAUGGAUUAAAAAGUUCUGUGAGAAUCUUAUUUCUAUUAAUGAGAAAUCAAAUCUGAACUCUUAUUUUUAUGAAGCAUUUGGAUAUGUUAGUAUUUCCGAGAAUAUGGUGUUCUUAGUUUUGGAAGCUGCAUCUGACAAGGAACCAAAUGUGAGGUCACAUGUUGCAUCAGUCUUGGAGCUGCUUCUGCAAGCAAGACUGAUACAUCCCAUGUAUUUUUCCUCUAUAGCUGAAGUGCUUCUGGAAAGAGUUGGUGAUCCUGAUAUUGACAUAAGAAGUGCAUUUGUUAGGUUGUUUUCCCAUGUCUUGCCAACAAUGAUGUACACUUGUGGUCUAAAUGAUUCUGGAGUGUGUGGCACAUGUAGGCCUGGUUUUCUUAUAUUAAGCAAUGGUUCCAACCUGCACUGGAAGCAAGUAUUUGCCUUGAAGCCACUACAUUGGCAACUUCACUCGCAGCAGCUUGUUUCCAUUUUGAGCUACAUUUCACAAAGAUGGAAAGUGCCUCUUUCUUCUUGGAUUCAGCGGCUCAUUCAUAGCUGUAAGAGUUCAAAAGACUAUGCUUUGGCUCAACAUGAGGAAACAGGAAGCAUUGGUGUCAAUGACUUAUGGUUGGAUAUAAAAGUGGACGAGGAUAUUCUGGAAAGAAUUUUCUCAGUUAAUAACCUGGCUGGUGCUUGGUGGGCUAUACAGGAAUCGGCAAGAUAUUGUAUUGCAACGCGCCUUAGGACUAAUCUGGGUGGGCCAACCCAAACUUUUGCAGCGUUAGAGCGAAUGCUUUUGGAUGUUGCACAUGUGCUACAACUUGAUACUGAACAAAUUGAUGGAAACUUAAGUAUAAUUGGCUCUUCUGGUACUCAUUUGUUACCAAUGAGAUUGCUUUUAGAUUUUGUUGAGGCCCUAAAGAAAUAUGUGUAUAAUGCCUAUGAGGGAUCUGCUGUUUUACCACCUGCUACUCGUCAAAGUUCAUUGUUUUUUCGAGCAAACAAGAAAGUCUGUGAGGAAUGGUUUUCUCGCAUAUGUGAGCCGAUGAUGAAUGCUGGAUUGGCACUACAGUGUCAUGAUGCAACAAUUCAGUAUUGUACUUUGCGUCUGCAGGAACUUAGAAAUCUAGUGGCUUCAGCCCUGAAAGACAAGCCCAGGGCACAGGCAGCUGAGAAUCUUCAUAGUCUUCGGAGUAGAUAUUCCGGAGAGAUCUUGCGGGUUGUACAGCACAUGGCACUGGCUUUGUGUAAGUCUCAUGAAUCAGAGGCUUUAUUUGGCCUACAAAAGUGGGUUUCAAUGACUUUCUCAUCCUUACUUGUGGAUGAACACCAGUCUCUAAAUCACAGUGGAAUAGUCAUGCCCUUUUCGUGGAUCACUGGGCUUAUAUAUCAGUCUGAGGGCCAGUAUGAAAAGGCCGCUGCUUACUUUGCUCACUUGUUACAGACUGAGGAGUCACUCAGUUCUCUGGGUUCUGAUGGUGUACAGUUUGCUAUUGCACGUAUAAUUGAGAGUUACACUGCUGUAUCUGAUUGGAAAUCUUUAGAAUCCUGGCUAUUAGAGUUGCAAACACUUCGUGCCAAGCAUGCUGGGAAGAGUUAUUCUGGUGCAUUAACAACAGCAGGCAAUGAAAUAAAUGCAAUUCAUGCCUUAGCCCAUUUUGACGAGGGUGAUUUUCGGGCAGCUUGGACAUGCCUGGACCUGACACCGAAAAGUAGCAGUGAACUCACACUUGAUCCCAAACUGGCCUUGCAAAGGAGUGAUCAAAUGAUUUUACAGGCAUUGCUUCUUCUGUCUGAGGGGAAGGUAGACAAAGUGCCACAUGAAUUGCAGAAGGCCAAAACAAUGCUGGAUGAAAUAUUAUCUGCUCUGCCACUUGAUGGAUUAUCAGAGGCAGCAGCACAUGCCACCCAGAUGCACUGCAUCUUUGCAUUUGAAGAAGGCCAGAAGUUUAUGGCAAAUCAAGCAAAAUCCAAUCAAUACCAGUCAAUUUUGAGUUCAUAUGUCCUCUCAAUGAAGAAUGCAAUUAAUAGUGUUCAUCAAGAUUGUAGUCCAUGGUUAAAAGUUCUCCGUGUUUAUAGAAAUAUUUUACCAUCCUCAUUGGUUACUUUGAACCUCUGUAUGAAUUUGUCAAGUUUGGCUCGUAAACAGAAAAACACAGUGUUGGCAAAUCGUCUGAACAACUAUCUCAGAGAUCAGUUGUUGAGUUGCUCUGAGGAGAGAUACCGUGAAUUCUUGGUAUCAAAAUUGCAAUAUGAGGAAAUCCUGCUACUGUAUUCUCAAAACAAGUAUGAAGACGCUCUUCUGAAACUCUGGUCCUUUGUGAGCCCUCUGAUGCUUUCUUCUGGAUCAGGUGUUUCCAGUUGUAGUGAUAGUUAUUUGAAAGCCAAGGCGUGCUUGAAACUCUCAAAUUGGCUGAGACGGGAUUACUCUGACUUGAGUUUAGAAAAUAUUGUUCUGAAAAUGUGUGUAGAUUUUAAUAUGGCAGACAUCUCUUCAUUUGCCGGAGGUGGAACCUCCUCUGUUGAUGAGAAUCUAAGCUCUAAACCAAGUGUAGUUAUCGAGGAAAUAGUGGGUACUGCUACUAAAUUGUCGACACAUCUUUGUUCCACCAUGGGCAAGUCGUGGAUUUCAUACGCAUCUUGGUGUUUCAGUCAGGCAAGAAACGCUCUUUUGGCCCCACAUGAAUCUGCAUUCCAUUCGUGUUCUUUUUCUCCUUUACUUUCUGCAGAAAUUGUACCAGAAAGAUUCAAAUUAACUGAAGGUGAGAUUGUAAGAGUGGAAUCUGCAAUUGUGCGGCUUUUUCAGGAUAAGGGUGUUGAGAGGGGCUUAAAGGAUGAAGGAGAUGGUUGGAAUGUUUGGCUUGAUUCUGUUGAACAUUUGAGAAAUGAAAACCUUAUCAAGCCUUUGACGCAGCAAGUAGUUGAUAUAAUUGAAGCUGCAGCUGGGCUGUAUAGUGAAAAAAACUCUAAUGGUGAAUGUCUUUCCACCACUGUAGCUUCUCAGUUGCAGCUUUGCUUUGCACGUGCAGAUGUUGGCCUAGAAGAAACUGAUGUGUUAUCUGUAGUUGAUAGCUUAGUUGAUGUUUGGUGGUCUUUGAGGAGGAGAAGAGUCUCAUUAUUUGGGCAUGCAGCACAUGGCUUUAUAAAAUACCUAUCAUAUUCAUCUUUGAAGCUUUGCAAUGAUCAGUUGUAUGGUGCUGAUAGUGAUUCAUUGAAGCAAAAAACUGGAAGCUACAUAUUAAGGGCUACAUUAUAUGUCCUACAUAUUCUUCUCAAUUAUGGAGUGGAGUUGAAAGAUACACUUGAACCUGCUCUUUCUAUGGUUCCUUUGCUGGCAUGGCAGGAAGUGACACCUCAAUUGUUUGCACGGUUGAGUACACAUCCCGAGCAAGUGGUUCGGAAGCAAUUAGAGGGCUUACUGAUUAUGUUGGCCAAACUUUCUCCUUGGUCUAUUGUGUUCCCAACACUAGUUGAUGUAAAUGCAUAUGAAGAGAAGCUAACACAGGAACUUCAACAUGUACUUGGUUGUUUGAAAGAACUUUACCCAAGAUUGAUUCAGGAUGUUCAACUCAUGAUAAACGAGCUUGGAAAUGUUACUGUUCUUUGGGAGGAGCUAUGGCUCAGCACACUUCAAGACCUUCAUGGAGAUGUGAUGAGGCGCAUAAAUGUGCUUAAAGAGGAAGCUGCAAGGAUUGCAGAGAAUGCCACACUCAGCCAAAGUGAGAAGAGGAAGAUAAAUGCAGCUAAAUACUCAGCCAUGAUGGCUCCCAUUGUUGUGGCAUUGGAACGCCGUUUAGCUUCAACUUCUCGGAAACCUGAAACUCCUCAUGAAAUAUGGUUCCUUGAGGAGUAUGGGGAACAACUGAAAUCAGCCAUCUUAAAUUUUAAGACUCCUCCAGCAUCUGCAGCUGCUCUUGGAGAUGUUUGGCGACCAUUUGAUAACAUUGCUGCAUCCUUAGCAUCUCACCAGAGAAAGUCAUCAGUUUCUUUAAGCAAAGUUGCACCACAAUUGGCCCUAUUAUCAUCUUCUGAUGUUCCAAUGCCUGGUCUUGAGAAGCAAGUCACAGCAUCUGAAACUGACGGAGGUCUUGCUGCGACUCUCCAGGGAAUUGUUACGAUCUCCUCUUUCUCUGAGGAUCUGACUAUCUUAUCAACAAAAACAAAACCUAAGAAACUUGUUAUACUUGGUUCAGAUGGAAAGAAGUAUACUUAUCUAUUGAAAGGCCGAGAAGAUCUCCGUCUUGAUGCUAGAAUCAUGCAAUUGCUGCAAGCUGUAAAUAGUUAUCUUCAUUCAACUCCAGCAACUCGUAGUCAGUCACUUGGCAUUCGCUAUUAUUCUGUGACUCCAAUCAGUGGUCGGGCUGGCCUUAUCCAGUGGGUUGACAAUGUAAUAAGUAUAUAUAGUGUCUUUAAGUCAUGGCAAACACGUGUUCAGCUUGCCCAACAUUUUACAGUGGCUGCUGGCAACACAAAAAAUUCUGUUCCUCCGCCCAUUCCCCGGCCUAGUGAUAUGUUCUAUGGCAAGAUCAUACCAGCACUGAAAGAGAAAGGCAUUAGGAGAGUAAUUUCAAGAAGAGAUUGGCCUCAUGAAGUUAAGCGUAAAGUUCUUCUUGAUCUGAUGAAGGAAGUUCCUCGACAGCUUCUUCAUCAAGAACUUUGGUGUGCUAGUGAAGGGUUCAAAGCCUUCAACUCAAAAUUGAAAAGGUAUGCUGGAAGUGUUGCAGCUAUGAGUAUGGUGGGCCACAUUCUGGGCCUUGGUGAUAGACACUUGGAUAACAUUCUUGUGGAUUUUUCUAGUGGGGAAAUAGUACAUAUUGACUACAAUGUGUGUUUUGAUAAAGGCCAAAGACUAAAAGUUCCAGAAAUCGUUCCCUUCCGUCUUACCCAGACAAUUGAAGCCGCUUUAGGGUUGACUGGAAUAGAGGGUACUUUCAGAGCAAACUGUGAAGCAGUGAUGAGUGUUCUGAGGAAAAACAAAGAUAUACUCCUGAUGUUACUUGAGGUCUUUGUGUGGGAUCCACUUAUAGAGUGGACGCGGGGAGAUUUUCAUGAUGAUGCUGCAAUUGGUGGUGAAGAAAGAAAGGGCAUGGAGUUAGCAGUGAGCCUGAGUUUAUUUGCAUCUAGAGUACAAGAAAUCCGUGUUCCCUUGCAGGAGCAUCAUGAUCUUUUAUUGGCUGCUUUACCUGCUGUUGAAUCUGUUCUUGAGAGGUUCGCUGAUGUUCUAAAUCGAUAUGAGCUUGCUUCUGCACUUUUUUAUCAGGCUGACCAAGACAGGUCUAACCUUAUUGUGCGUGAGACAUCUGCAAAGGCAAUUGUGGCUGAAGCAACUUGUAAUUCAGAGAAAAUCCGUGCCUCAUUUGAAGUUCAGGCUCGGGAAUUUGCACAAGCAAAGGCCCUAAUAACUGAGAAAGCUCAAGAAGCAACAACUUGGAUAGAACAACAUGGGAGGAUCCUUGAUGCUUUACGAGGCAACCUAAUCCCAGAAAUAAAUACCUGCAUUAAAUUGAGUGGUCUGUCAGAUGCAUUAUCUCUUACAUCUGCUGUUCUUGUUGCUGGGGUUCCAUUCACUAUAGUUCCUGAGCCCACGCAAGUACAGUGCCAUGAUAUAGAUAAGGAAGUCUCCCAGCUAAUAGCUGAACUGGAUCAGGGACUCUCAUCUGCCUCAGUUGCUCUCCAAGCAUAUGCUUUAGCCUUGCAAAGAAUCCUACCUCUAAAUUACCUUACAACCAGUUCGGUGCAUAGUUGGGCACAAGUUCUGCAGUUGUCUGCUAAUGCUCUUUCUGCUGAUAUCCUUGCUCUUGCUAGAAGACAGGCUGCUGAACUCAUUGUGAAAAUACAUGGAGAGAAUCUUGAUUCUAUCAAACACAAUCAUGAACAACUUUGUCUUGAAGUGGAAAAGUAUGGGUUGGAGAUAGAAAAAGUUGAAAAAGAGUGUGCUGAGUUAGUCAACUCUAUUGGCUCAGAAACUGAAUCAAAAGCUAAGGAUCGAUUUCUAUCUGCUUUCACAAAGUAUAUGAAGUCUGCAGAUCUUUUAAGGAAAGAAUACGCUAAUUCUUCGUAUCAGUCUGGACAACUUAAAUAUGAUGGGACAAAAGAUGCCAGGUUGCAGGGGACUCAGGAAGAGAACAAGGAAAGAGUAUUAUCUGUUAUGAAUAUUGCUGUAAGCCAUUUGUAUGAGGAGGUCAAGCGUAGGGUCCUUGAAAAUUUUAGUGGCACUGUUAGGGUAAUGAGAGGAAGCAAUAGGUUGAGAUCUGAUUUUGGAACUAUCUUCUCUGAUUUUGAAGAGCAAGUAGAGAAAUGUAUACUUGUAGCAGAGUUUGUCAAUGAACUCUGGCAAAUUAUUGGCAGGGACAUGUCUAAUGAUGAUGCAGAUGUAGACCGUCCAAAAUAUCAUCCUGAAAAAAAUUGGGCCUCUAUCUUUAAAACCAGUUUAGUUUCCUGUAAGAACUUGGUUGGCAAAAUGACUGAAGUUGUUCUACCAGAUGUAAUGAGAUCUGCUAUUUCAUUCAAUUCAGAAGUUAUGGAUGCAUUCGGUUCAAUCUCACAAAUCAGGGGGUCCAUUGAUACUGCAAUUGAACUGCUUGUAGAGGUUGAAUUAGAGAGAGCAUCCCUGGUUGAACUGGAACAGAACUACUUUGUCAAAGUUGGUCUCAUUACUGAGCAGCAAUUGGCCCUUGAAGAAGCUGCUGUGAAGGGUAGGGAUCAUCUAUCUUGGGAAGAGGCAGAGGAGCUUGCCUCACAAGAAGAAGCCUGUAGAGCAGAGCUUAACCAACUCCAUCAAACUUGGAAUCAUAGGGACGUGCGAAGUUCCUCCCUCCUGAAGCAAGAAGCUGAUGUUAGAAAUGCCUUGGUUUCUUCAGAGCGCCAUUUUCAAUCUUUAAUAGGUGCUGAAGAGUCUAGUGAGCCACAUGUUUUGAGAAGCAAAGCACUAUUGACCAUGCUUGUUAAGCCCUUUUCUGAGUUGGAAUCAGUUGAUAAAACAUUAGCCUCCUUCAGGUCUUUUGAUUCUAAAUCAGAUAGGAUUCCUAAAUUAGCAGAGCUGAUGACUUCUGGGCGUUCAAUAUCUGAAUGUAUCUGGAAUUUUGGCAGCCUGUUGAGCAACCACUCUUUCUUUAUUUGGAAAAUGGGUAUAGUGGAUUCAUUUCUCGAUUCAUGCAUACAUGAUGUGGCAUCAUAUGUUGAUCAAAAUUUAGGAUUUGACCAGCUGUUCAAUGUUGUGAAGAAAAAGCUUGAAGUCCAACUUCAAGAACAUGUUGGUCAAUACUUGAAAGAACGAGUUGCUCCUGGUUUGUCGGCUUUGUUAGAUAAAGAAAUUGAGAAUUUGAAGAAAUUGGCUGAGGGAACAAAGGAACUUACAGCCGAGGAAGUUAAAAAGGAAACUGAGGCUGUGAGAAGGGUCCAACUAUUGCUUGAUGAAUAUUGUAAUGUGCAUGAAACAGCUAGAGCAGCAAGAACAGCUGCUUUCCUGAUGAAAAGGCAGGUGAAUGAGCUCAGGGAGGCUCUUCUCAAGACUAGCCUAGAGAUUGUCCAAAUGGAGUGGAUGCAUGAUGUUGUUUUAACCCCCUCAUAUAAUAGUAAGAUAAUAUAUCAGAGAUGUUUUCCCAGUGAUGAUAACAUAACUCCGAUUAUUUUAAACCUCAGCAGACCAAAAUUGCUGGAAACUAUACAGUCUGCUGUCUCAAAAACAGCUAGAUCAAUUGAGUGCCUGCAAGCUUGUGAACGAACUUCUCUCACCGCUGAGGGGCAGCUUGAGAGAGCAAUGGGGUGGGCUUGUGGUGGGCCAAAUUCUGGUGCAGCCGGAAAUUCUUCAACCAAGCCUUCAGGAAUUCCACAUGAAUUCCAUGACCAUUUGAUGAGGCGUCGACAACUACUAUGGGAAGCUAGAGAAAAGGCAUCUGAUAUUGUCAAAAUAUGCAUGUUAAUACUGGAUUUCGAAUUGUCAAGAGAUGGUAUUUUUCAGAUUCCAGGAGAGAUUUAUCCCUUGAGAGGUGGUGGUGAUGGAAGGACAUGGCAGCAGGCUUACUUAAAUGCACUAACAAAACUGGAGGUUGCUUAUCAUUCAUUCACAUGUACCGAACAAGAGUGGAAGCUUGCACAAAGCAGCAUGGAAUCUGCAUCUAAUGGCUUGUAUUCUGCUACAAACGAACUUUGCAUUGCCUCCCUUAAAGCAAAGUCAGCUUCAGGUGAUUUACAAAACACUGUUCUUGCAAUGAGGGAUUGUGCAUAUGAAGCCAGUGUUGCCCUAUCUGCAUUUGGUCGUGUAUCAAGGAGCCAUACUGCUUUGACCUCCGAAUCUGGUUCCAUGCUUGAAGAAGUUCUGGCAAUCACGGAAGACCUGCAUGAUGUUCACAGUUUGGGGAAGGAGGCUGCUGCAGUGCACCAUUCUCUUAUGGAGGACCUUUCGAAGGCAAAUUCCAUCCUUCUUCCACUUGAAUCUGUUUUGUCUAAAGAUGUUACUGCCAUGACUGAUGCUAUGGCUAGUGAGAAAGAGACCAAGAUGGAAGUUUCUCCUAUUCAUGGACAAGCUAUAUAUCAGUCUUAUGGUCUUAGAGUGAGGGAGGCAUUUCAGAUCUUUAAGCCCUUGCUUCCAUCACUUGUGCUUUCUGUAAAGGGGCUAUAUUCAAUGCUUACAAGACUUGCACGAACUGCAAGUCUCCAUGCUGGCAAUCUUCAUAAAGCUCUUGAAGGACUAGGAGAAAGCCAAGAAGUAAAAUCACAGGGAAUUAGUCUGUCAAGGCCAGACCUCGCUGCUGCUGAUACUUCCCAAUUCGAUGAGAAAGAGAGAGAAGAUCUCUCUAGAUCUGAUAGUGAGAGCACUAAAGAGGAUCUUCUUGGUGUUGCUGGACUCUCUUCCGAAGAUAAAGGAUGGAUAUCUCCUCCAGAUAGCAUCUAUAGCAGCAGCUCUGAGUCUGGCGUCACCUCAGGUGAAGCAAGUCUUCCAGACUUCAACAACCCUGAAGAAUUGAUAACACAACAUUCACAUGAGGAGGAUGAGUAUCGGCCAAGUUCUAUUCCGUCCUCGCAAACUGAUCUCCAAUCACACUCUUGGCCAUUGGCUGUGGACAAUGGUGAUAAUGGUUCUGUCAAGUCAAACAUUAAUGAACCAAAUGUAAAUCUGGAAGCUGUAAAAUCACAAGAUUAUGAAGCUGCAAGUGUGCCUGGUGGAAGUUUACAACCAUUGAAUAAUUCAGUGGUGACUGUUGGAGUUAAAGAUGAACUAUCCUCAUUAAACAAAGUUAAGAUUAAUGAGGAAAAUAAUGAAGAUCCUAUUCCUAAUGCACGUGCUGUUAUCCAAGUUUCCAGGGGUAAAAAUGCUUAUGCAUUAGCAGUAUUACAGCGUGUUGAGAUGAAACUUGAUGGUGGAGAUAUUGCUGAGAACAGGGAGAUCAGCAUCGCAGAGCAAGUAGAUUAUCUACUCAAGCAAGCAUCAAGUGUGGAUAAUCUUUGCAAUAUGUACGAAGGAUGGACACCAUGGAUUUGAACAUGUGAAGCCAUUUACAUACGAAGCAUGUUAGAGCCAUUUCAAUUACUAGUCUCACUGACUUGAGCUUGUGUCUGAAACUCUCCGUUUCUCAGGGAGUAAGCCUUCUGCAAAGAGAAUUAUCUCUUGGCUUCAGGGCCCUGGCAUUUCGGCUGAGGAAUCUGCUAUGAAAUGGUACCAGCUUGCUUAAAAAGGUGCUAUCUAAUCAUCCUCUAUCUGGUACUGAUUUCCUUCAAGGGAAAAUUUGUGAGACUGAGGGUUUUCUCCAAUCCUUUAUUGGUAUCUCUUUUUAAAAGGCUCCGCCAUGUGACAAUUUCAAGAUGGAAAAUACCUCAGUGCUCUAAGAUGAAUUCGAAUUCGAUGACUACUCAAAGUGCUUACUCUUGCCUUUCCCACAGCUUGAAACCCCCCCAAGAUGUUAUAAUAAUAUCCGCUGCUGCACAUACGGAAGUUAGUUUUCCGAAGGUCUCAACUUCGUCACCUCAUUGCCCGUGCUAUUCAAGUGAGAAAUUUGCUGAGUCAAAACUGCAUCCCGAGUGAAGGCACUAAGUUGGACAUUAAAGAUUCGUGAGUAUUCACUGCUUGAAACGAGUACAAAUCUGAUGCCUAAAUCACCCCCUUAUUCAUGUACAAUCCUGUCACAUUGAUGAAACACAAGAACUUAAGAAGCUUAUGGUGCAUGCUAUUCUGUGAUAUACUGUAAUAUCUACUCGUGAAUUAUCGCUAUUGUCAAGAGUGAAGGGGUGCUUUUUUA